CUAUCAUUUGGUAUAUAUAUAGUCAUUUUCCCUUAGCUUUUGAGCAUAUAUCAACCACUCCUCUCGCAGCCUCUUGCCUACAUCGACCACUGCCCCCUCACCCUUCCGAUAUCCAACUCCAACAACACCCACAUCACUCACCAUGGCAUCCUACUCCGAAGUUACCUCCAGCUCCACCCCCAUCCCAGAAGGCCAGCACCUCGCCGCAAUGCUCCUCUCAAAGGGUAGCCCCCUAACCCUCUGCCACCGCCCAACCCCAAUCCCGGGACCCAACGAGCUUCUCAUUGCCGUGCACGCCGUCGCCUUCAACCCCGUCGACUGCUACCAGCGCGCCUACGGCCUCUUCAUCUCCUCCUACCCCGCCAUCCUCGGCUCCGACAUCGCGGGCGUCGUCCUCAGCGCCGGCUCCGCCGUCCCCGCCUCUGCGCCUCUGCCAGGGACCCGCGUGACCGCCUUCGCGACCGCCUUCUUCGAGCAGGGAAACCCAGACUACGGCGCGCUGCAGACGCGCGUGCUCGUGCCGGCUGAGAACGCGGCGCCAAUUCCAGAUGCGGUCAGUUUCCAGGACGCGGCGAUGUUGCCGAUGGCUGUGAGCACGACGUGGGCCGGGUGGAGCACGGUUGGCUUGCCGCGGGAAACGAAGUACACGCCGGCAGACAAGAAAGGGCUGCUCGUUUGGGGUGGUUCGGGGAGUGUUGGGAGCGUGGCCGUCCAGGUAGCGCGCAUGUUUGGCUUUGUGGUGUAUGCGACGGCGAGCGAGAAGAACCACGCGUAUGUGAAGAGUUUGGGGGCGAGUAGGGUGUUUGACUACAAGAACGCGGGGGUGGUGGAGGAGAUUGUGCGGGCGGCAAAGGAGGAUGGGUUGAGCAUUGAUGUGGCGUAUCAUGCUACGCCGCAGAACUUCAAGGAGACGUUGGAUGUGGUCAAGGCAUUGAAGGUCGUGGAGACGGGGAAAGUUGCGAUGGCGGCGCGCAUGGAUGAGAAUUCGCCCAAGGUGGAGGGGGUGGAGGCGAAGUUUGUGUUGAAUCCGGAGCCGCUGGAGGCAAGAAAGGAGCAGUUUCGUUUCGUAUUCCACGACUGGCUGAAGGGGAAGCUCGCGUCAGGAGAGCUCGUGCCGAGUCCAAAGGCCAGAGUUGUUAAAGGUGGUUUGGGAUCAGCCAACGAGGCGCUGGAUGAACUGAUGAAGGGUGGUAUAAGUUCCGAGAAGCUCCUAGUCGAAAUUUAGGGUUGCCUUGGGGCUUAAUGGGUUGGAUUAGACCAC
Mytilinidion resinicola is the source of this 1261-nucleotide messenger RNA. RefSeq names its product zinc-binding oxidoreductase-like protein CipB. The record is from RefSeq and is a predicted model, not a curated record. The coding region runs from base 143 to 1225 and encodes 360 amino acids. The transcript has a single exon. Gene Ontology annotation, molecular function: oxidoreductase activity, acting on NAD(P)H. Lineage: Eukaryota; Fungi; Ascomycota; Dothideomycetes; Mytilinidiales; Mytilinidiaceae.